Uncinocarpus reesii 1704 is the source of this 768-nucleotide messenger RNA. RefSeq lists its product as uncharacterized. Gene Ontology annotation, cellular component: GINS complex. The coding region runs from base 1 to 768 and encodes 255 amino acids. The transcript is spliced from 2 exons. Gene Ontology annotation, biological process: DNA-templated DNA replication; double-strand break repair via break-induced replication. NCBI's taxonomy places the organism in Eukaryota, Fungi, Ascomycota, Eurotiomycetes, Onygenales, Onygenaceae. The record is from RefSeq and is a predicted model, not a curated record.
AUGGAUAUCGAUGAUAUUCUUGCUUCUGUCGACCAGGAUGAUAUCAACCGCCCCGAAUUCGUAGCUCUCGACCAUCAGCAACUCACCCGAUUUUGGGUAGCGGAGCGCGCUGCGCCAGAGUUAUUACCAUGGCCAGGGCCAUUGAUGGACCGGAUGAUGGAAAGAGUUAGGAAACAGAUCUCCAAGAUCGAAGACCUUUCCACCUCCGACCCCGCCAGCACCACCGCGAACAAUCCCACCCUCAACCUCACCCUGUCAAUACUCCAGUCCGACCUCUCCCGGACACAAUUCCUCAUCCGCUCCUUACUCCGUCAGCGACUAGCCAAACUGACCAAGCACGCGAUACACUAUCUCCGCCUCUCGUCCGCAUCCGCAUCCGCAUCCCAACCGCCAGCACCCUACCAGCAUCAACAGCCCAAUCUGCUCUCCCCACAAGAACACUCCUUUCUAUCCGCACACCACACCCUCCUCUCCGAACACUACUCCCACUCCUUUCUCGGUGCCUUCCCUCCCGCGCUGCGCAGGCUCGACGACAACGCUGGCGGGACGAGCAUGGUGACUACGCCUGAGACCAAGGAAGUAGUGUUUGUGCGGUGUUUGGCGGAGAGUGUGCAUGUGAUUAUUCCCGCUGAGCCGGAGCAGGCGGAUCGGAUGAGUUUGGGGGUGGGAGAUAGGUUGGGCGGGAAGAUGGGGAAGGGGGAGGUGUGGAUGGUGAGGUGGGAAGGGAUCAAGGAGGCUUGGGCAAAGGGGGAGGUCGAGAUUCUUUGA